AUAUGAGUUGGAAAAACCGUGACAUCUUCAGUGUUUAUUUACAUUCAUUUUCAUCGAAAUUGUUAUUUCUGUUUCCGUGAUAAACAAACGAAGCAAGAAAAAGCAAAAUGACUGGAGUGCACCCCUUUUAUUCCGUUACUCGUUCACCAUUCAUGGAUAUAAAUGGUCAAUUUGGAAACGUUCAACACAUUCCUAGGUGUCGAGAUAUGGAACUAAAUGUUAUGGAUUGCCAGGACGUAUACGGCAAAAAAGGACUGAUAAAACAAUGCAGAGACGUCUAUGAAGAUUAUUAUGAAUGUGUCUGGAAUGAAAAAUCGAAAGCUAGAAUUCUUGCUAUGGAAAAAGAGCGCACUCGUCAAUAUUUAGCUGGUGAAAGAGAUAAGAAGAAUAGGUAUGCAGAAACACCCAAGUUGGACAGCUUUCAUAAAACCUACGUGCAAGGAGAGAUGGAUUAGAGAUUUGUAUCAAAUUUACCAAGUUUAAAUUUUGUAAUGUGAACUAAAACAUCAUAAAUAGCUUUCAAACAAUGUUUUAUGUGUUCUUAUGUUUGUUCAAGUAAAAACGAGUUUGGAAUUUAGGUGAUUAAAUGUUAAAACUUUGA
This is a messenger RNA of Uloborus diversus, 601 nucleotides long. RefSeq lists its product as uncharacterized. Bases 108 to 455 code for a protein of 115 amino acids. Lineage: Eukaryota; Metazoa; Arthropoda; Arachnida; Araneae; Uloboridae. The transcript is spliced from 3 exons. The record is from RefSeq and is a predicted model, not a curated record.